AUGUUGUUCCUUCGCACUGCUUACGUCGUGUUUGCUCUACUUGCUGGGACAUCUAUUGGUAGCCCUGCAGUUGCCUAUGAGGAUGCUGUAGCUGUGUCGUCAGUUUCCGCCAAAACCGACGCCCCAAAUGCCGUCGUCAAACCCGAGCGAUUGCAUGAUUGCAAACCAGAUCGCGUACCUUCGAUUCUGAAGGCUAUCGACGAUGCUAAGGAGAUGGCGGAGAAAGCAUUCCACUACUUGAAUGUCACACUUGGGGAGCACCCAGACCCGCACAACCCCGAGUUCCAUAGGUACACCACCUGGUUCGGGGAAUAUACUCCAGAGCGAUACUCUCGUGUUUAUACGGUGUUCAAAGCUAUCCGUCUCCACUACGACCUGAGUCUCUGGGACUAUUAUUGCAAUCCCGUCAUCGGUAAAUGCGGAAUCAUCGACCAGUUUACCACGUAUGCUUUCUGCGAUCCUAAAGGAUACAGCAAGGUAACAUUGUGCCUCCAAUUCUGGGGUCCAUCAACAACUGAUGUUGAGCGCGCCUCCACCCUUAUCCACGAAGCAUCUCAUUUUGACAACAAAGUGUGGGGAGGCGCUGACAUGGAUCGACUACUCCUCGAAAUAAAGGGAAACAACAAUGAAGACCCAUGGAAAAAGGAACACUACGGCACAAAGGCCUGCCUUGACCUAGCCGCCAAGGACGCAGAUUAUGCAGUUCACAAUGCCGACAACUAUAGCUACUUCGUUGAAUACCCUAACGGCUGCCCUCACCCAAAGGAAGGGAAAUGCACCAUAUCGUAA
Messenger RNA from Pleurotus ostreatus (oyster mushroom), 789 nucleotides. RefSeq lists its product as uncharacterized. Gene Ontology annotation, molecular function: metalloendopeptidase activity. NCBI's taxonomy places the organism in Eukaryota, Fungi, Basidiomycota, Agaricomycetes, Agaricales, Pleurotaceae. The transcript has 4 exons. Bases 1 to 789 code for a protein of 262 amino acids. The record is from RefSeq and is a predicted model, not a curated record.